GCAGGCUGGGAAGCGGGGCGGGUCUCGCCCGGCUCCCGAGAGAGAAAGGACACACGCUUGGUGUUUUGGACCUGUGUACCGUGAUCUUGGCUGUGGUCUUGACCCGCCGGAAACUGCAACAUGAAACCCCUGCCGCGCACCCUGGAACUCUUCUACGACGUGCUGUCCCCCUACUGCUGGCUGGGCUUCGAGGUCCUGUGCCGGUAUCAGCACAUCUGGAACGUCAAGCUGCAGUUGCGGCCCAGCCUUAUUGCAGGGAUCAUGAGAGAAAGCGGAAACAGGCCUCCAGCUAUGAUUCCAAGGAAAGCGCAAUACUUGAGAAGUGAUGUGAAGCUCCAGGGACAGCAUUUCCAGGUUCCCAUCCAAUUCCCAAAGGAUUUCUUCGGUGUGAUACUUGAAAAAGGAAGUGUGUCUGCCAUGAGAUUCCUCACUGCUGUGAACAUGGAAUGUCCGGAGAUGUUGGAGAAAGUGUCUAGAGAGCUAUGGAUACGCAUCUGGGCACGCGAUGAAGAUACUGUGCAGCUCCAGAGCAUCCAGGCUGCUGCAGAGAAGGCUGGUAUGUCUGCAGAAGACGCCCGAGCACUGCUCGAGAAGAUCUCCACACCACAGGUGAAGAACCAACUCAGGGAGACUACGGAGGCAGCCUGCAAGUAUGGGGCCUUUGGACUGCCCAUCGUCGUGGCGCACAUAGAUGGCAAGACACACAUGCUAUUUGGCUCUGACCGCAUGGAGCUUCUGGCUCACUUACUGGGAGAGAAGUGGAUGGGCCCUGCGCCCCCAGCUCUGAGUGCCAGACUUUGAGACUGCCUGAUGGACGCUCCCUUUCAUUCAAAAGAGCAGACAGAGUGCUGAAUUCCUCCUGCACUGCACCACUGAGAUUGGGUCUUCUGUUUGACAGAGGUAUCGCGCUUGGCCCUCUACACUUUUUGAAUCUCUAUGCACACCCAAGGGUGCCAGAGAUUUUCUCUACCAUUAGUCUGUUUCUGUCUCUGUGCCUCAAGUAUCUUUGAAGUGCAUCAAAUUCUGCUUUGCCAAGGAAUAAAUCUAAUACUGUUUGCUAAA
Ochotona curzoniae (black-lipped pika) is the source of this 1062-nucleotide messenger RNA. Its product is annotated as glutathione S-transferase kappa 1-like. Gene Ontology annotation, biological process: glutathione metabolic process. Gene Ontology annotation, cellular component: peroxisome; mitochondrion. The transcript has 8 exons. Gene Ontology annotation, molecular function: glutathione transferase activity; glutathione peroxidase activity. The record is from RefSeq and is a predicted model, not a curated record. Bases 121 to 801 code for a protein of 226 amino acids. Lineage: Eukaryota; Metazoa; Chordata; Mammalia; Lagomorpha; Ochotonidae.